UCAAGCAACAAAGUAGGAAAAGAUAUCCGAUCUUUUCAGUUUUCAGAGAUGGAAUAUCAAUAUCUUGUGGGAGCAAUGAUCGUAGCUUCUGCAUUAUUAUUUGUAUUGUUGUAUAGAUCAGCAAGAACAAGAAAAAUGGGAGUUUCAAGGGAGGAGAAUGCCAGAGAUGAAAAAUGCCAUUACUAUGAAAACGGAAUAAGCCUGUCAGAAAAAUCCAUGAGUACUGAUAUAAUUAUUGUGGGAGCAGGUGUUGCUGGUUCUGCUCUUGCUUACACUCUUGGCAAGGAUGGACGAAGAGUGCAUGUGAUUGAAAGAGACUUGAGUCUGCAAGACAGAAUUGUAGGGGAACUCUUGCAGCCUGGUGGCUACCUGAAACUGAUCGAGUUAGGCCUUGAAGGUAAUCAAGAAAUGCAUAUACAUUCUAGCAAUCUUUCUGUCCAAGUCUCUAUUGCUAUCAGAUUUUUUUGCUCCAAUUCACAUCAUGUAUGCAUACUGCUUGCAGAUUGUGUAGAAGAAAUUGAUGCUCAACAGGUAUUUGGAUAUGCUCUUUACAAGAACGGGAGGAGCACUAAACUUUCCUAUCCAUUGGAAAGCUUUGAUUCAGAUGUUUCAGGAAGAAGCUUUCACAAUGGACGCUUCAUUCAAAGGAUGAGGGAAAAAGCUGCUUCUCUACCCAAUGUAAGAUUGGAAGAAGGAACAGUAACAUCACUAUUGGAAGUAAAGGGGACUAUCAAGGGUGUGCAAUACAAAACCAAAAAUGGUGAAGAGCUUACUGCAUCUGCUCCACUGACAAUAGUUUGUGAUGGUUGCUUCUCAAAUUUGCGACGCUCCCUUUGCAACCCCAAGGUUGACAUCCCCUCUUGUUUUGUUGCUUUGAUCUUGGAGAAUUAUGAGCUGCCAUAUCCAAAUCAUGGACAUGUUAUUCUGGCAGACCCUUCUCCGAUCUUGUUCUAUCGUAUCAGUAGCUCUGAAAUUCGUUGUUUGGUCGACAUACCAGCUGGCCAAAAACUACCUUCCAUUUCAAAUGGCGACAUGGCCAACUACUUGAAAUCUGUGGUAGCUCCCCAGAUUCCCCCUGUGCUAUCAGAAGCUUUCAUUUCUGCCAUUGAGAAAGGAAAGAUACGAACAAUGCCUAAUAGAAGCAUGCCUGCAGCUCCUCAUCCCACUCCGGGUGCUCUUCUUCUGGGUGAUGCAUUUAAUAUGAGGCAUCCUUUAACCGGUGGAGGAAUGACUGUGGCACUUUCUGAUAUAGUGGUACUGAGAAACCUUCUCAAGCCUCUUCAUGAUUUAACUGAUGCAUCAGCCCUUUGUGAAUACCUUAAAUCCUUCUACUCACUUCGCAAGCCAGUGGCAUCUACCAUAAAUACUUUGGCAGGGGCCUUGUACAAGGUGUUCAGUGCAUCCCAUGAUCCAGCUCGAAAUGAGAUGCGUCAAGCCUGUUUUGACUAUUUGAGUCUCGGAGGCGUAUUUUCAAAUGGACCCAUCGCUUUACUCUCGGGACUAAACCCUCGUCCAUUGAGCUUGGUUGCCCACUUUUUUGCUGUGGCUAUCUAUGGCGUUGGCCGCUUGAUAUUUCCAUUGCCUUCAGCUAAAGGCAUGUGGAUGGGAGCAAGAAUGAUAAAAGUUGCUUCCGGGAUCAUUUUCCCAAUAAUCAGGGCUGAAGGGGUUCAACAUAUGUUCUUCUCCAAAACCCUGUCAGCAUUUUCCAGAUCUCAGACUUCUUGAAAGCAAGAGAUUGAAAAGGGAUUACAGUCAAAGAAUCAUGGAAGCAUAGCAUUUUCUUUUCAAGUGAAGAACUAACAGUUGGAGAUUUGACAGUGCAAUGUACU
Molecule: messenger RNA, 1829 nt
Organism: Ricinus communis (castor bean)
Lineage: Eukaryota; Viridiplantae; Streptophyta; Magnoliopsida; Malpighiales; Euphorbiaceae
Product: squalene monooxygenase SE1-like
Exons: 7
Coding region: 49-1725 (558 amino acids)
Biological process (GO): sterol biosynthetic process
Cellular component (GO): endoplasmic reticulum; membrane
Molecular function (GO): squalene monooxygenase activity; flavin adenine dinucleotide binding
Source: RefSeq, a predicted model, not a curated record